Molecule: messenger RNA, 5835 nt
Organism: Oncorhynchus tshawytscha (Chinook salmon)
Lineage: Eukaryota; Metazoa; Chordata; Actinopteri; Salmoniformes; Salmonidae
Product: multiple epidermal growth factor-like domains protein 6
Exons: 38
Coding region: 266-5083 (1605 amino acids)
Molecular function (GO): protein binding; calcium ion binding
Source: RefSeq, a predicted model, not a curated record
UGUAAACCAGUUAGGAACGACCUCCAAGCACCACUCUGUACGGGAUGUAUGACUGCAACACUUUUGGAAUUAGAAGGUGUUGUACUGACACUUCUCACUGGUAGAUUUUUUUUAGUGUAACAGUGAAGGCUCCUUCCAAUAUUUUUUCAGUAAUUUGGCUACGGAUUUUUUUGUGCAUUCUGUCUUUUUUCACUAAAACGUGUCAAUACCACUACAUUUCUGCGCUUUAAUGCAUAUAUAUUGAUACAUUCAACACAACUUGGAAAUGGAUUGUAUCUUCGUUUUAAUAGUUUUUCAAUACUUACUUAUCGAUAGGAUAUACGCAGUGUCCAGCUAUGGAAUUCUCCUACCAUACAUGCCCAACGUGUGUGUGGAGCGGGAUGUGACGCUGGUUGCCCAAAGGCAGCCGUGUGUGCAGGCCUUCACGCGCAUGGUCAAGGUCUGGAAGCAAGGCUGCCUAGGACAGAACUGGUGCAUGGGAUACGAGAGAAGGACGGCAUACUACACAGCAUAUAAACAAAUCUACAGACAAGACUUCCAGACUGUGUAUAAGUGCUGUCCUGGAUGGUCUCAACUCAACGGAGAGGCUGGCUGCUUGUAUCCUGUGUGUAGCUACGGCGUGUGCUUCAACGGGGGCCAGUGUCGGGAGGGCUCCCGCUCCAGCUCCCAGCUUUGUGACUGUCCUGCUGGCUUCAAUGGGCCCAGUUGUCAGUAUGAUGUUAAUGAGUGUGAGGAGACUAACGGAGGCUGUGAGGCUCUAUGCUGCAACACCAUCGGCAGCUUCUACUGCAGUUGUCCCUCUGGUCAGCAGCUGAAGGACGACGGCAAGACCUGCCAAGAUAUUGAUGAGUGCCAGGUCUAUAACGGGGGCUGCCAGCACAGAUGCGUGAACACCAGGGGCUCCUAUCACUGUGAAUGCAACCCAGGCUCUCGACUCCAUGUGGAUGGACGCACCUGCAUCGCUGUCCAAUCAUGUGACAUCGGUAAUGGAGGAUGUGAGCAUUUCUGUGUACAGCAGUCCCCUACUGCCUUCCGCUGCCGCUGUAGAGCCAACUACGUGCUUGCUGACGAUGGAAAGCACUGCAAAUUGGGGAAUCCAUGUCAUGAUAAGAAUGGCGGCUGCCAGCAAGACUGUCUUGUUGAUGGUGACAAGACCAACUGUGACUGUAGAAAUGGGUACAAGCUGGCAGAGGACAGGAAGACCUGUGAGGAUAUUGAUGAGUGUGAGUCUGAACAGACGGGAUGUGCUCAUGGCUGCCACAACAUCCCGGGCUCCUUCGCCUGUGUGUGUGACACUGCCUACGAGCUGGGAGCAGACGGACGCCAGUGUUACCGGAUUGAGAUGGAGAUUGUCAACAGCUGUGAGAGCAACAACGGAGGCUGCUCCCAUCACUGCCAGCACUCCACUGGUGGCCCUGUCUGCAGCUGUAACCAGGGUUACCGACUGGAGGAUGACCUCAAGACCUGUGUCGACCUGGACGAGUGUGGAGAGGGAAGUUCAUGCUGCGAGCAGGACUGUACCAACUACCCUGGGGGCUAUGAGUGUUACUGCUCAGCGGGCUACCGCCUCAACUCAGAUGGAUGUAGCUGUGAUGAUGUGGAUGAGUGUCUGGCGGCCAACGGUGGCUGUGAUCACACAUGCCAGAACACCGCCCGCUCCUUCCAGUGUUUCUGCCGCCAGGGCUUCCGUCUGGGCGAGGACCGACGCUCCUGUGAACUGCUGGGGAACACAGUUGAGGCCCUGUCUAGUGGGGGCCAGGAUAUUGUGGGGACCCUGGCUCAGCCCCAGCUCGCCCUGCUGCAGGACUACAACCAGCCCCUAGAGCGCUAUGAUGACUAUGAGGAUGAUGAUGCUAGAGAGCUGCUGGCUGAGAGCACGUUAGCAGAGAAAUUUGUGUGUCUGAACAACACGUUUGGCCAUGACUGCAGCCUGACCUGUGAGGACUGCUCUAACGGAGGGCUGUGUGGCCCAGGGAGAGAUGGAUGUCACUGUCCCGAUGGAUGGACAGGCCUCAUCUGCAACCAGACUUGUUCCGAGGGAUCCUUUGGCAAGAACUGCUCAUUCCCCUGUAAGUGUAAGAACGGAGCCACCUGUGACCCUGUCAAUGGGAACUGUCGCUGCCCACCUGGGGUCAGUGGAGACAUGUGCCAGGAUGGCUGUCCUAAGGGCUUCUAUGGGAAACAGUGCAAUAAGAAGUGUAACUGUGCCAAUAACGGGUGCUGCCACCGCACCUACGGAGCCUGUCUGUGUGACCCUGGACUCUACGGGAGGUUCUGCCAUCUACUGUGUCCCAAGUGGGCCUUUGGACCGGGCUGUUCAGAGGAGUGUGAGUGUGUCCAGCAGAACACUCUGGAGUGUCACCGUCGCCACGGCACCUGUGUCUGCAAGCCCGGUUGGCAAGGCAACGCGUGCAGGGAAGAGUGUGACCCAGGCACGUUUGGCCCAGGCUGUGAGAACAAAUGUGAGUGCCCGCUUAGAGUGUCUUGUGAUCAUGUGACCGGGCAGUGUCAACGCCUGUGCCCGGCUGGUCGCCGUGGAGACAACUGUGAUCAAUACUGUCCAGAGGGGAGGUUUGGGCUAAGUUGCACUCAGGCCUGUGACUGCUCAGGGGCUCCAUGUGACAGAGUGAGUGGCCAGUGCCAGUGUCCUGCAGGAACAUCAGGAAAACGCUGUGAGAAUGUGUGUGUGAAGGGCUUCUGGGGUGCGGGAUGCCGUGAGGCCUGUCCAGCCUGUGAGAAUGGAGGAGUGUGUGACAAACACAACGGGACGUGUUCCUGCCCUCCUGGGUACAUGGGCAGGCUCUGUCAGAACUCAUGUCCGACGGGACGGUUUGGUGUUGGAUGCCAGCUGCGCUGCCUGUGUGAAAACAGCGGGCGCUGCCACCCAGUCACGGGCCGUUGCACCUGUGCCCCUGGCUGGGCUGGACACAACUGCAGGAAAGCCUGUGACGCCAGGCACUGGGGGGUGGACUGUGCUGAGAAAUGUGACUGUAAGGAUGGUGAUGGGAGCUGUGAUGCGGCAACGGGCCAGUGUAACUGUGAGGCCGGCUACACCGGGACACAAUGCUAUGACAAGUGUCCAGCGGGCUAUUUUGGGCUAGGCUGUCUGCAUCACUGUCAGUGUGACAACAAGGGGACAUGUGACCAUGUGAGCGGAGCCUGCACCUGUCUGGUGGGCUGGACUGGAACCUUCUGUGAGAAACCCUGUCCCCAGGGCUUCUAUGGGUUGGACUGCCAGGAGAAGUGUGUGUGUGUGAACGGAGGUCACUGCAGCCAUGUCACUGGGGUGUGUGUGUGUCCUGCAGGGUGGAUUGGUCCUACCUGCAACCUGACAUGCCAGGCUGGUUUCUAUGGGGAGAGCUGCAGCCAAACCUGCGGUUGCCAUAACAAUGGUAGCUGCCACCCGGCGAGCGGGCAGUGUGUGUGUACACCAGGCUGGACAGGGCCAAGCUGCUUACAGGAAUGCCCAGUAGGCUUCUAUGGAACAGACUGCUGCCAGCGUUGCCUGUGCCAGAAUGGAGCCACGUGUGACCGAAUCAGUGGGCAGUGUAUGUGUGCCAGCGGGUGGAUGGGCGCAGCCUGUGAGCUAGAGUGUGGAGCGGAGCAGUUUGGGGCCGACUGCCAGCAGCAGUGUCAGUGUGAGAACGGGGGACAGUGUGACAGACAGACGGGCAAGUGCACCUGUAGUCCUGGCUGGGUCGGAAAGCGCUGUGAAAAAGCCUGUGGGUCAGGCCUGUUUGGAGCUAGCUGUGAAGAGAGCUGUCAGUGUGAAAAUGAAGCCUCCUGUCACCACGUCACCGGGCACUGCCUGUGUCCACCGGGUUGGAGGGGACCCCUUUGUGACAAAGCCUGUCUUCCUGGUACCCAUGGCAAGGGCUGUGUGCAACGCUGCACCUGUCCCCAGGGUACUUCCUGUCACCAUGUCUCUGGGGAGUGUGGCUGUCCCCCUGGAUUCACUGGCAAUGGCUGUGAACAAACCUGUCUAUCAGGGACAUAUGGGCUCAACUGUAACCAGGUGUGCCAGUGUUCUGAGACCAACCAGCUCUGCCACCCAGUGACUGGGUUUUGUUACUGCGCCCCAGGCUUCCAGGGUCCAAAAUGUAACCAGGGGUGUGUGGAAGGUCGGUAUGGUCCCAACUGCGAACGAGAGUGUCGGUGUCAAAACGGGGGGAAGUGCAGCUCCACCACUGGCACCUGUGAAUGUACAGCAGGGUUCAUCGGAGCACACUGCAACAUCACAUGCCUAGCGGGACGUUAUGGGCAUGAUUGUGCCCGCGUGGUGCUGUGUGGAGAGGGGGCAGAGAAUGAUCCUGUCACUGGUAUAUGUCACUGCAGCUCUGGACAAAGAGGAGAGGACUGUGGACAAGGCUGUGCUCCUGGAUGGUUUGGAGGGGACUGUGCUCAGCACUGUAACUGCAGUAACGGAGGACUGUGUGACUCUGUCUCUGGAAGCUGUACCUGUGGUCUGGGCUGGACCGGGCCUCACUGUGAUACAGAAUGUCCUCCAGGGAUGUUUGGAGCUAACUGCCAGCUGAAGUGUGACUGCCGGAACAACGGAACCUGUGACAGAUUGACAGGAACCUGCCUGUGUAUCCCAGGAUACUACGGUCGUCAGUGUGAAAAUGCAUGCCCCCCUGGUCUCCAUGGCCCUCUGUGCCAGCUCCAGUGUGACUGUCUGAAUGGGGCGUCCUGCCACCCCUCCACAGGACUCUGUGUGUGUCCCCCUGGGUACCACAGCUCCCGCUGUCACAGAGAGUGUCACCAGGGCAGGUUUGGUGUGAACUGUGCCAAAUCAUGUGACUGUGUGGAGGGCACACCCUGUGACCCUGUGAGUGGCAGGUGUCUGUGCACCUCAGGGAAGACUGGACCCAGAUGUGACAUUGACUGCAAAGCAAACCGCUAUGGGCCAGACUGCACAGAGAGGUGUGAGUGUGACAACGGGGCUUAUUGUGACCAUCGGAACGGACGCUGCACCUGUCUCAACAGCUGGAUCGGACUCACCUGUCAGGAAGGUGGGCCUCCACGCCUCCCCUACAGAAGCAGGAGGGAGGAUAACUCACAUCUGGACAAUAACGCAUUAUAGCUCCCCCUUUUGGUUGAAGGCUCCAAUCCCCUCAACGAGACUGAGGCAGCAGCACAAGCUUCACUGAAGCCGAACUGAAGUGGAUUAAAAGUGUGGAUAUUAUUAUUUCAGACAUACACACCCCAACAGGAGAGGAUAUUGCUGCACCCACAGUAGCUGGAUGACAGACAUAGAGAAAUAGACUCUCAGGGGAAGUUUGCUCUGGGGUGGAUAAUGCUUUGGUGUGCGUGUGUAUCUGUGUUUUGAAGAGUGAAGAGCUUUUCAUUGUGUGUGUAGUAUAUAUGUAUGGUGCCCACUCAGGCAUGGCCUGACUCAUCAGUGAUGAGGUCCUGGAUGUUGUGACCUCCUUCUGGUAGUUAGAGGGAGGUCAGGUGUUACCAGGACUACCCUCCUCUGCACACUCCUAUCCUGGACAAAGAACCUACGGUAUAUAGGAGAUGUGUGUGGAGAUGGGCUAAAUGUCCAACACCACUUGAUUUCAGAGAUCCACUGACUCACUCUGCUGUUCUUAAGAUAUUUGUUUUGUAUACUUGGCAAUGUUAAAAUAUUUAAUGUUUAUUCUUUUUGUAAUUUCCCCCUGGAAUUUUGAUGGAAUUUGUGCAUAUACCAGAUACAGUGGCUUGUGAAAGUAUUCACCCCUUGGAUUUUUUUUUUGCCUAGUCCGUGAGUUUUGAUGGGCGGCACUCUCUUGGCAGGUUUGUUGUGGUGCUAUAUUCUUUCCAUUUUUUUUAAAAUGGAUUUGAUGGUGCUCC